Molecule: messenger RNA, 2189 nt
Organism: Pyrus x bretschneideri (Chinese white pear)
Lineage: Eukaryota; Viridiplantae; Streptophyta; Magnoliopsida; Rosales; Rosaceae
Product: PHD finger protein MALE STERILITY 1-like
Exons: 3
Coding region: 1-2076 (691 amino acids)
Source: RefSeq, a predicted model, not a curated record
AUGGCGUCCCAUUUGGACUUGAGUCAGUUAAGUGGGUGCAAGAAGAGGAAGAGAGGUGAGAGGGUAUUUAGGUUCAGGAGUUUUGGCGAAAACGGGUACCCGGUAGUGUUGGUAGGAUCGUCAUUUAGGGAAAAUGUCAAGUCUCUCCUUGAAUAUGGGCAUGUUGAGGGUAACCUAGCUGGCCAUGGCAUGCAAUGCUGGUCGUUUCAGCUCCAAGUUCAUCGCCAUGCUCCUGGCCAUGUCGUGUUAUUUGUCAUCGAAGAACCUAUCGAGGCAUCGCUCAAUCACCAUUGCAAGCAAUGCCAAUACGUUGGCUGGGGGCAGCAUAUGGUGUGCAAUAAGAAGUAUCAUUUUGUGUUGCCUUCCUCGGACACAAUGGUGGCAGCUUGCUGGAAUGGCAAAGGUGGCAACGCCUCCGAUGGAGGCCACCUAUUACUGAACCCCACGACAACAAAUAGUCGUAAUGAGGGUAAGUCGUCGAAUAAUUUAGUGGAAUUAGAGGGUCAUAUGAUGCAUGGUGUCUUUCACUCUAACGGUUUCGGGCAUUUGCUGUGUGUCAACGGGGUGGAAACCGGUUACGACUUGGCUGGUCACCAGAUCCUCGACUUUUGGGAUCGCUUAUGCACUGGAUUGCGUGCAAGGAAAGUGAGUUUGAAUGAUGUGUCACAUAAAAGAGGGAUGGAGUUGAGGCUAAUCCACGGAGUAGCAUACAGCGAGCCAUGGUUUGGUCGUUGGGGUUACAAAUUUGGCCGUGGAACAUUUUGUGUCACGCAACAAAUGUACCAAAAAGCCAUUGAAGCUCUACAAGGCAUGCCCUUAUGCUUGCUCAUUCACCAUCUCGGCACAUCCAACCAUGAAAUCGCUCUCAUCUUCUCAAGGUAUCACACAUUGUCUGACAAUUCUUUGGUCACUCUUGGCGACCUUUUCCAUUUCAUGCUAGAGCUCAAGUCGCGAUUGCCACCCACAGAUCAUCAAAAUCCUUUUAUUGAUCCAAUCUAUAACCCGGGAAUGCUGAUGGAAACGAAUUGUAGAUGGUCUUCGAAAAGAGUUGAGAUGGCGACUCGGGUGAUUGUUGAGGCCUUGAAGAGGGCUCAGUUUAGGUGGGUAUCUAGACAAGAAGUUAGGGAUGCCGCCCGUGCCUAUGUAGGCGACACAGGGUUGCUAGAUUUUGUGUUGAAGUCACUAGGAAACCACAUUGUAGGAAAUUACUUAGUUCGUCGCACGUUGAAUCCAGUGACUAAAGUUCUUGAGUACUGCUUAGAAGACAUCUCCAAUCAUGCUUCCCCUAAUCAUCGGGACGGUUUGCUCAUGCACAGUCCGAAGGCGAAGGCUGCCUGGUACAAGCUUUCGAAGUUUCGGUUAAUGAAGGAUAUGUUCUACAUGUACAAGUACGUUCUCAAGGACCAAAAGAUGAGCAAUGCCGGGAUAUUUUCGGCCAUACCGAUGGCUGUACGGAUCAUUCUCAAUUCCAAGUACCUCGUGAAGGAUUACUGCAGCGAGGUGGUGCCUAUGAAAGUUGAAUAUUUAAGCAUGGAUGGAGAAUCAAACAUCUACUGCACAAUAUCACUAAAAAACAAUUCCGAAGAAGAUGACGACGAUAAUAGUAAGAGUAUUAGAAACAACAACAAUGCAAUAAUAUUGCAACCCUACGAGUGUGUGACGUUAAAAAACAAUGCUACAUUUGAUGAUUUGAAGCAAGAAGUAGAGAGGAAUUUCAAGGAGAUCUACUGGGGGCUGAGGGGAUUUGUGGUGGACUCAAUUGCAAAUCUCAACAAUGCGAAGGGGAAAGAUUUGGUUUUUGGCAUGGUUGAGGUGGGUCAAAAGAUUGUGCUCGAGGGUAGGAGUAGCAAAAGGAUGGGUGGAGUUCGUGAGAUAUAUGAAUGUGGAGCAGCUUACUAUGUCGUGGACUGUCCCUGUGGAGCUAAGGAAGACGAUGGGGAAAGAAUGGUGUCGUGUGACAUUUGUGAAGUUAGGCAGCAUACGCUUUGUGUUCGAAUUCCGGACAGCGAACAAGUUCCUCACAUAUUUCUCUGCAAUCGAUGUGAAAGAGAAAUCAUACUUUUGCCUUCUCCAUAGAAUCAUCCUCUACAAUUUGUAUGCGACCCUAAGUUAUUGGACUUCUGCUAUGACCAAUUGUCCACCUCAAACCUACUAUCCUUGAAUAUGUUUAAACUCAUUUUCUGAUGUAA